CACACACACACACACACACACACACAACAACAACAACACACAUUUAUCUAUAUAAAUACAUAUAUAAUUGAUAAAAGUGUUAUAGACGCGUACUAUAGCUCUGCAUAUGGGUUGGGUAUCGACCAGGGUAGUGUAUUUGACUUGAACGGUUCUCCGUCAACUGUUUCAAACUGCGACGAUGUCGUCCAAAAAGAAUAAAAAUGCGAAAGCGCAUAUAUACGGCCAGAAGAAUAAACCCUUCUUAGAGGAAAAGAACAAGAUGCUGAAGCUAUACAUGGUGCAUUCAGAGGUUGGGUCACAGCAAGUCACCACAUUGCUUCGGUUUAAAAAAUUAGAGCACGAGAAAGUUAGCAUCGAUAUAACCAAACCAAGGCCGGACUGGUAUUACGCUAUGAUGCCUUCAGGCUUAGCUCCCUGCCUUUCAACUAAGGAGGGAUCGACCCUGUACGAUCCCGUGGUAAUAUUGGAGUUCCUUGAAGAACGGUAUCCAGGCCCCAAAUACCCCUCGGCUUGGCCCAGUGAUCCAUUAAGGAAGGCGAAUGCAAGGAGGCUUAUACGUAUAGCUGACGAAUUCUAUGCUGCAUUAAAUGCCAUAGUAUUAAACCAGAUCGAGUCCGACCGCGAGAGCUUGCUACAAGCAUAUCUCUCCAUAUGGCGCCGUAUCGAUGAUUUUUUGAUCAGACAUAACCCUAAAGGCACUUUCUUGUUCGAUGACGUGGGCUCAGGGGGCUUUGGAUUACCCGAAAUAGUGUUUACGCCUAUGUUCGAGACCAAUUGGUUAGUCGAGUACUAUGAAGAUUUUCAAGUCCCUGACACACUCGAGUACGCGCGAGUGAUGAAGUGGCGAGAUGCUUGCCUGAAUCACAACAUGUCUUCAGUAGUGUGCAAAGAAGAAAUUAGUAAAUUGUGGUACGAUGCCGCUAAAGGCGUGCCCAUGGGAGAGCCCAACCCGGAUACCACACGGCAGUACUCGAGUUAUGCCAUGGAGCCACACUGGACUUCGCGACCAAUGCCGAACAAAGACAAGUAUAAUUAUAGUUGUACGGAUGACGAAUUAGGACUCAUACCAAAAGUCUCAUCGGCGAGGCAUUCACCGAUGCCCUCGCCCAAUGUCCCUAGAGGUGGGGUAUCCCCAAUACCUAUCAACCAGCUGAAUCUUCAAUAAAAUAUAGUCUUGUACUGCAUCUGUGAUACUAUUU
Molecule: messenger RNA, 1199 nt
Organism: Sphaeroforma arctica JP610
Lineage: Eukaryota; Ichthyosporea; Ichthyophonida
Exons: 8
Coding region: 179-1165 (328 amino acids)
Cellular component (GO): cytoplasm
Source: RefSeq, a predicted model, not a curated record